AAAAAAUAAAAAGGCGCUUUUUUAUUUUCUAAUACUUGAAUCAAAUCCUCUUCCCGCUCAUUCUUUUAUAAACAUUUGUUCUCUUAAGUUUUUUUAUGUGUUUAUUUCUUAAUUGAUUUUUUUUUUAAAUCUGGAUGAAUAACUGUUCAGUCACAUACCACGACAAGACAAAUGACAGCGAUUAAUGCUACCAUCUGUCGGACAAAAAUGAAAUAACUUCUUUUUAAUUCUAAACGAGAUCUUCGGAAUGGCAGACGCAGCGGCAAAGAAACCGAAGGCAGAGAAAAAGGCACCAAAGGAGGGUGCAACUCCAAGUGAUAAACCCUCCGUUAAAAGGCGUCCCUUCAAAAGACAUGGACGUUUAUAUGCUAAAGCCAUCUUCACAGGUUACAAAAGAGGUCUUCGUAAUCAACACGAAAAUACAGCCCUAUUAUCUGUAGAAGGAACCAGAUCAAAAGAUGAGAGUUGGUUUUACGUAGGAAAGAAAUGCGUCUAUGUAUACAAAGCUAAAAACAGGACAUGUGUUCCCGGUAGGCCCAAAUCUGUCAAAUCCAAAGUUAGGGCUAUUUGGGGAAAAGUCACCAGACCACAUGGCACAAGGGGUGCAGUGAGAGCCAAAUUCAAUAGGAAUUUACCAGCCAAGGCUAUGGGACAUCGUAUUCGUAUUAUGCUGUACCCAUCUAAGAUAUAGUUGUUUUUAUAAAUAUAAAUAAGAAAUAAAAAAUAUGUUUUCCAACACA
Molecule: messenger RNA, 740 nt
Organism: Diabrotica virgifera virgifera (western corn rootworm)
Lineage: Eukaryota; Metazoa; Arthropoda; Insecta; Coleoptera; Chrysomelidae
Gene: RpL35A
Product: 60S ribosomal protein L35a
Exons: 3
Coding region: 248-691 (147 amino acids)
Biological process (GO): cytoplasmic translation; ribosomal large subunit biogenesis
Cellular component (GO): ribosome; cytosolic large ribosomal subunit
Molecular function (GO): structural constituent of ribosome
Source: RefSeq, a predicted model, not a curated record